Messenger RNA from Neolamprologus brichardi, 4466 nucleotides. The record is from RefSeq and is a predicted model, not a curated record. Lineage: Eukaryota; Metazoa; Chordata; Actinopteri; Cichliformes; Cichlidae.
CAUGUGAAGACUCAAUAACAGUGAAAAUGAACUGAGUCACUUCCUCUGAAAUGUGACAUCAUAAAAACAAGUAGAUGCACUGCCUUCGGUUGUCACUGUCUGUUGUGUGCUGCUUUCCUGGGAAAAGUGCUUUUUUUAUGCCCCAAUCUGCAGUAAAUACCAGGAAAUACAUGCAGCUCAGGCCAGUAAUGGCACUCAUGCUCGGCAGUAAAUUAAUGUGGUUCAGAGGUUACGUAAAUGUUUUAUAUACUUGGAGUUGCUGUUGACCGAUUUGUCAGUGACACACGUGUGGGCAGUGUAUGCUACUGCUGCUGCUUUAAAAUGCCAAUGGUGGUGCCAGUGUUGUAAACGGGGCUGUAAGCAGCAGAGAGAAGAAGGCUGUUUUGUGGUGUGGUUACCAUUUUGGAGUCAACCCUCAAUCCAGGAGUGUGAAUCACAUUCUUAAUUAGAGAACGUAAUCUAAACCACGUGUAAAUAAUUAGCCUUCGGGGUAGCAGGGCUGUUCUGAUGUAUACGAGUCUGUAUUUUACAUCCCAUAAGUUGCCUGAAACAGUCCAACAGACAAGUCCACGCAGACUGAAAGGGUAAUUAAUAAGUGAAGACAUAAACACGCACACACAAGAAGAAGUACUGUCUCUUUACUGAUGCAUUGUCUCAUAAGUGUUGUUUUUGAAAGGGCUUCAAUGUCUCUCCAUCCAUUCAUUAUACAUGCACCGCACAUCUGCCAAGCACCGAGCAGCAGAUGGACAAAGUUAGCAACCAUGUUGUGAACAUAAUGGAACAUUUAGCCUUUAAAUAGCUAAUUAUUUCCAUUAGGAGCUGAUGAGAACUUAAACCUACAUAGAAGGGAAAAGUGGAAAUUGAUCUUUGGCUCAUCAGGUAGAGACAUAAAAGUAACCUUUCUAUACUUUUCUAUCUUAUUGAGGGGCAGUCAGAAACUAAAUGGAUACCACUGAAUCUAUUUAUCCAUUGUUUUAUAUGCUAACUGCUGCUGUUCGGGGUCACAGGGGGCUAAAGCCUAUCCCAGCUGUCACUGGGCAACAGUUGGGAUACACCCUGGAAAUGUGGCUAUUCUAUCAAGGGGCGUGACCACACAUGAUUUUCUUUCACAAUCCUGGCCUUGGUUGUCUCUUUUGAACUUUCACUGAGCAAUCCAACAUGCUAGUAAGUUAUGGUCAGCGACACCAAAAUCCAGAGCCAUAAAAUAGCUCAUUUACCAAAGCGCCCCUCUCUUAACAUCAUUAAAUUCCUUUGCAGAAACGAUACAGGGCUGGAAGCUUAAAGCAAACCGUGGCAGAAGCUAAGAGAAACUGAUAUCAAGCAUGUGAGGUCUUAAAUAUUUUCAAGCGUGUGUGUGUGUGUGUGUGGUUUAAACUGCCUUUCAAAGAUAACCCAAGAGAAACAAACAUCACAAUCAACAGCAAAAAAGUGAUUAAUGACUGUGACUGCUCCAAGAGUGCAUCAGGUCCAUGUUAUUUUCUUUGAAGACUGCAGCUUUUCCAGCAGUUGAAAUAAUUUGUAUUUUUAUCAUAGGGCCAAUACUGGAUACAUUUGAAAGAUUUUUGUCUCUAAAUACAAAUAACAUUAUUUAAAAAAAAGGGCUUCCAACAAUAAAAUACAAAGCUUUUUCACUUUGAAUGCUUUUCAAAGUGACAUCUAGCCAAUCAGUCCCUCAGGGAACAACAGUCUGAUUAAGAUGAAGUUUUCUCUUUUGCUCUUUUUUGUUUUUAUUCUACUUAAAAGGACCUGAGCACACUGAUGCCACUGAUGAGUUGUUUGAUGAAGGACUAAAGACAUUCCAGGAAGCAUAAUUCUUGAAUAAGGAGAUCUCCUUUUGUGCCAAGACAUGUGGCUUGGACUACGCUCCCCUCCUAAUUUGCAAUCCCUCUUUGUUCCUUGCUCUGUCUCUUUCCUCUGCGUCUCCUAUUAAGACUCAUCCUCUAAUUAUUUGUCUUCUUUGGUACUGUACUGUGUGUUGUCGUCACAUAGCAGCAAAAUUGUGCAGGAUACAAGCGGGCAAGAACCUGCGUGCAUGCAGUAUUUUCUAUGUAAACCGCUCUUGCCAAGUGUUUUCUGGUCUGAAGACUCGGGACAAGAGAAAAAAGCGAGUCUACUCCCUUGUUCAUGAUAAGAAGGCAGUCUAGUCUCCUGUUUAUUAUUUCACACUGUGCAGUCGCCAUUAGGGCUGAAAGAUUUGCAUUCAUCUUUAAUCGAUAUAUCAGGAAAAAAAAUCACUUUCCCUGGAACUAUUUGUUCUGACUGAAGGUAUUUACUUUUACACUUCCAAGAAUGUUAUUAGCACUUUUAUUCAUUCAGGACCUCCGCAGUGUUAUUGUGAGCUCUGGUUCAUCUAAUUUCCCUUCAGUAAAUUAGAAGCAGUUGUUACUCCCCAGUGCUAGCCGAGCAUGAUCAGAGAUUUUUCUUGUAUCAGUGAAAGUAAUAUCGAAGCAAAGCACAGGUGGCUCUCAGACGUUCCUGUGAUUCCACAUUCUCUCUCCAAGAAUGAAAAUAUCACACAUGUGCCAACCUCUAAGGGAGUGAUGGCAAAGUGUUAAACCUCAAUCAGAGAAGUGUCCGUUUCAUAUUAUUCCUAAAAGUUAAUUCUGUUUAUCUAGGCAUAGGGUUUUCAGUCGGAGAAACAUUUAAUCACGUCCCUUAUCUGAGUGACUUUUUCCAGUCUCAGCUGAUCAAUGGUCAUGACAAUUUGCAUAUUAAUGAUCGAGAAACGGACUUCCUUGUGUUUUCCUUACCUGGAUAAUUGAGCAUGCAUCAAGACAUUGUGCUUUAUUCUUUACAGGGUACCCAUGUAUCUGUCCAAAUGAUGGUAAGAUUUUUCACAUGCAAUUAAAAAGUUAAACCACAUGCACAGGAAUGCAGUACUCUGGUGAGUGUUGUUUGACAUUUUGACAAUUAACUGAUAAGACUGUAUAAACAAGUGUGUCUGUGUGUUCUACAAACAGCAGCACUGCUUUCUUCUGUCACUAAUGCUACGCUGAUCCCUGCUCCUCAACCAUCUGCUCCAAAAAGCCAAAAGGUUUGGAUUUUCUGCGGUGGUCUGUGAUGGUUGGGAGAUGUCGCGGCUCUUGGUGCUCUGCGUGUUUGUAGCCAUCUUCAGCUACGUUUCUGUUUCUAUAGAGGUUUGCACCAGCUCCUUGAUACCAGGAGCUAAAGGGGACCAAGGUGAGAUUGGAGAUGAUGGAGAUCAGGGGAAACUGGGGAAGAAUGGACCACCAGGACUUCCAGGAGUGCCGGGGGAGUCGGGCCUUAAAGGAGAAUUGGGCCACACAGGAAAGAUUGGGCCUACUGGAGACAGAGGUGACAAGGGUGAUAAAGGUGUAGAUGGACCAGCUGGUUUAAAAGGGAAACCAGGUACAAUGUGUGACUGUGGGAGGUACAGGAAAGUGGUUGGACAGCUCGAUAUCAAUGUAGGCAAGCUGGGGAAUGCAGUCAAGUUUGUGAAGAACGUGGUUCUAGGCUUGAGAGAAACAGAAGAGAGGUACUACCUGCUGGUGAAGGAGCCCAAGAGGUUUAGAGAGGCUUCAAUGAACUGCAAGCUCAGAGGAGGCACCCUGGCCAUGCCCAAAAGCACCAACAUCAACCGUCUCAUGGCAGACUAUGUUAGUCAGGCAGGACUGACAAGAGUGUAUAUAGGAGUGCAGACUCAAACCAAGGGCAUGGACGGGAGCAGUCACAUUUAUGCAGACUCCACCCCUCUGCAGGGUUUUGCAUCUUGGAGCCAAGAGGAGGAGCUACAGCCCAACACAAACUCCAGCUGCGUGGAGCUGCUCAGCACUGGAACGUGGGCUCACGUGGAGUGUGAAGCCACCAUGUUUUUCAUCUGUGAGUUCCCGAAGAGCAGGAGAAGAAGAGGAGGAAGAGAGGCAGUUGCCUCGUCAUCAUCUUGACCUUGACCACUCACUGCACAUGUCAAGACAGGGAUCAGACUCCUGAAAAACACAUUUAUAUUUCACAUUUCCUGCAAAUAUGCAGACAAUUUCAGUUUGAUUGAGACUACUGUGUUCGCGUAUAUAUGAACCAUUACCACCAACAAAUCAGUAAAAUUGUUCUAAAAUUAACUAAAAUUGGGUUUCCUCUUUUAAUUUCUUUUUCUUUUACAGUUGUAGUGGCUUUCACUAUCCGAUAAAAUAUGGGGCUCACUUUUACAGCAGUUUUUACCUAUUCUGUGGCACUGCAUCGGUAUCAUUGAAGGCUACGGCUGUACUGAAAAAUUUAUAUCAGGGUUCAAGAGGUUGGUUUAAGCAAUUAGAUUAGAGUAAAAUGGUCUUGUGCUUAAGCACACAGGCUUAUCGUGCUAUUUCACACAGAGAGUUACUCACAACUCCAAAGCAAAUUAAAGUUUACUAAACGUCUAUAAGAGAUUUACAACUGCUGUACCCGUCUGCUCAAUUACACGUGUCCAGAAGUAAAGUACAAAGAAUAUAUGAAGAAAAACUGAGUAAGAAAAC